AUGAUGUUCACGGCCGCCGUUGUCGUCCUCAUCAAUUUUGUUUCGUGCAUAUCGGAGGAACCUCCAUGGGAGGUGAUGCCGCCAGAUCAUCCGUCAUUUCAGCACCUUACGUUUCUGGAGGUUCUGCAUGUGGAGCAGGGGUCGGAGAGGAGGGUGGAGCCAAAGACAGACACGAUUUUGCGGCGGAUGCCCAGCCUGGCAAACCUGGCUGUCCAGGGCCCUCAUAUAAUUCUUCAGGCUUUGAUGGGUUUCGAGCUGCCGGACGCGUUAAAAAGCAAGUACGAAGAUGACGCGACCUUGGGUAGCGGCACCUUUGGCGUUACUUUCCUGGCCACCAGGAAAGCCGACAACCAGAAGGUGGCUGUAAAGGUCUUCAAGGAUGAAAAAAACCUUUGGGCGACGCCGGCAACGUGCAAAUCAGCGCAGUGCAAGGGCAUGGUGGCUUCAAGUGCUUUGGAAUGUUUGGACACCCAGGGCAUCCAUGAGGCCGAUAAUUUGGACACGGAGGCAUCCGAUCACGUGGUCAAGUGCCUCUACGAUGGCAUCACAGGCCAAACUGUUCAGAGUCAACCAUAUUACAUCGAAAUGAGCUAUGCUGGCCGCGACGAUGUGGACAAAUGGUGGGGGAAGAAGCUGAAGCAGAACCUCGAUGAUGCCCUCUAUGUGCAACAUUUGAAGUCUGUGUCCAAGGGCGUCUACCUCGGCCUCCGGUUCAUGGCUGAGAGCAAGACCGCCAACAAGUGGGUUCAUAUGGACCUGAAACCUCAGAAUAUGGUGAUCAAUGAGGACACCGGUGAAACGGUCAUCGUCGAUAUGGGCACCGUGCGUUGCAAGGGGUCACUGUGCCCGGAAGGGCUCGCUGGCACCACCCCAGUCUUCCGACCCCCCGAGGUUUCGCACCUCUCUUUAUUUCAGCCAGCAGUGGGCUGGCACGAGCCGGUGUGGUCCUUCGACGUACACUCAGCUGCACUCUCCAUCCUUGGCAUGGCAACGGAUGGGAAUUCCGGGUUAAGGAUGCCAGGUGGAGUCUCCCUCUUCGCAGUACCCGUCCUUCCAUUCUUGCUAACGAACGGAGUUCAGAACUCAAUGGCAAAUUGGGCUACUGUGAAGAAGGUUGUGGACUGUGCAUCUGCCUUGGCCACGCCCCAUACGCAAGAGUUCUUCAAUGCCUUGCUCCAGUGUACGGGUGAUGUCUCCAUCGAGCACUACAAGAAGUUAUUCGAUGAGCGUCUCGAGGCGAUCCGGAAAGCAACGGGCAAUGAGCGAAAGGCAGCAUGGGCGCGUCUCGUGCACUGCCGCACCUCCAAGACGCCCCUCACCACCCUCUACACCCUUCCCGACCUGAAGGCAACGCAAGUGCCGAAGUUCUUCUGGACCCUGGUGGAUGACUGGAUGACGACAGGCUUCGACGAGGUACUUUUGAAGGCCUUGAGCACCGAGCCAACUGAGCGCCCCGAGCCCAGCAAGAUCCUGGAAGCGCAGUGGUUCAAUGCAGAUGCGCCGAAGGUCUCGGGCACAUCGGUGGAGUUCACUUGCCCAGACUUCGCAGCUUCCCAAGCCUACUAUCAAAUGUGUGCGGGCUGCGUUACUGCCAUCUUAAGCAUUGUGAGCUGCUGUGUCUGCUGCGGUGGAACUUGUGGCACGUGCUGUUGCCAAAUUCCUGCUUGGAAGUGGGCCAGUGUUUGGGGAGGCAUCUUGGUCGUGGCCUCCCCUUUCUCUGCAUUCUUCUUGAUGGAGGGCAUCGUCCUUUUCUGCUUGUUCUUGCUUCUCAUGGUACCCCUCGGCCUAGCGAUGAUAUGCCUGCAAUUUGCAGGGGAGGGCUCAAGAAGGGAGGAAAAGAAGGUAAAGCUCGGCAUUAUCGGACUGAGCGCGGUGGCUGCGCUCGCUUGCAGCCUGUGCCUGUUCAAUCCUGCGACAGCAGUGAACUUCAUUCCUCCGGAUUUGAAGUCCAGUACUAAUGUACCGGUUGGUGGGAGAUUGUGGAUCUGGGCAAUCCUGGCAUCUUCGCUCCUCGCGCAAGCCCGAAUGGCGUGUCUCUAUGGGGUGAUUGCCGGUAUCAGCGUGAUGAUGCGCUCUGACUCUGAUGCCCGAGAUGUCUCAACAGGAUCUACGGUGGAGCUUGGGGCCGUCUGA
Symbiodinium sp. CCMP2456 is the source of this 2133-nucleotide messenger RNA. NCBI's taxonomy places the organism in Eukaryota, Dinophyceae, Suessiales, Symbiodiniaceae. The record is from the annotation of a GenBank genome assembly.